GCUUCUUCCUCACUCCUCGCACUGAGAGCCGCAGCGCGCAGUCCGGCUCCUUCUGGAUCCUGUAAGCACAACUUGCGCCUCACGCACUUUUUUUUUCCUCCUGCGUUUACUUUUUUUCCCAUCCCAAUGAAUCCGGAUCGACAUUAACAGCCGUGCUGUUGCUCUUUAUCCCAGCCUCUGUUGGAGAAAGUCCACAUCACGCCGUCCUGGGAGAGUUGGAGGGACUUUUUAGAGGCCCUAUGUAAAGGCUGGUUCCUACCUCCACCCCCACAUCCAGGAGACCACUGAGGAGAAGACAUGAGUUUGGUGGAUGUGAGGAGGGCCGCAGGGUCCUUGACCCUGCCCCUGUCUGGCAAUGACCCCAAAGAGCACCACUUGGAUAGCAUGGGGGAAAGCAACCCAGAGUCGCAGCGAGGCAGGACCCUGUCGCCAGACCUGAGGCAGGAUUUCAACAUGAUGGAGCAGAAGAAGAGGGUCACCCACAUCCUGCAGAGUCCAGUGUUUAAAGAUGAGCUGGAGGGCCUGAUUCAGGACCAGAUGACGAAGGGCAACAACCCCUCAGGUCUCCUGGCACUGAGGCAGAUUGCUGACCUGGUCAUGGCCAGCACCGUGGGAGGAGCUGGCCCUUUGACUUCACCCAUCAGCUUUGGGAUGGUAACUCCAAUUAAUGACUUGUACAGCAUUGAGUCUCCUUCCUUUGCCAAAGGAGAGAAACAGAGCCGUUGCAAACUGGCCACCCUCUACAGGCUUGUUGAUCUCUUCAGCUGGGCUCGUUUUACAAGCUCCUACAUCACUGUGCGUGUCAACAAAGAACAGGAUCACAUCCUCAUCAGUCCACAGGGCCUGUCAUUCGCUGAGGUGACUGCAGCUAAUUUGGUGAAGGUGAACAUAGUUGGUGAAGUUGUGGACCAGGGCUCCACUGAUCUGGGCCUUGACCAAUUUGGAUUUGCCCCACAUGCUGCCAUUUACUCGAUGCGCCCCGAUGUUAAAUGCAUCAUCCAUAUACACAGCCCAGCUACAGCUGCUGUGUCCUCGAUGAAAUGUGGAAUCCUGCCCAUUUCCCAGGAGGCUUUGCUGCUGGGAGACGUGAGCUGCUUUGGUUACUAUGGCAGCCUUGAUAAUAAAGAGGAGAAGGUGGAGUUUCAGAAAGCUCUGGGCCCGACUGCCAAGGUGAUGCUUUUGAGAAACCAUGGACUGCUCGCUUUAGGAGAAACAGUGGAGGAAGCUUUUCAUUAUGUGUACCACUCGCAGCAAGCCUGUGACAUCCAGGUGAACUCUCUGAGGUGUUCAGGCAGUGUGGACGACCUUGUGCUCCUGGACAGAGAGACGUUUAAACCCCGCACCCAGGGAGUGGCUGCUGCCGGCGUGCUCAUUGACAAUGAGGUCAAGUGGAAGGUGGGCGAGGCUGAGUUCGAGUCCCUCAUGAGAAUGCUGGACAACCUGGGAUACAGAACAGGUUAUUCAUACCGGAACCCGAUUGUCCGUGAGAAGCCGCGUUCUAAGAACGAUGUGGAAAUCCCCGCCACGGUGUCAGCGAUGCCGCCAGAGGACAGUGAGCUGGGUUUACGCAGCCCCUUCAAGUUUAUGGCACAGAAACAGCAGAGGGAGAGAACCAGGUGGCUCACCUCACCCAACAGCUACCUGAAGGUCAAUGUUCCUGAACAGUCACCCAGCGGGGAUGUCAGCCCACGGACCAAAAUCAUGUGGAUGAAGUCGUCAGAACCAGGCAACAGCGUCGGGACCCCGAUAAAAAUUGAGGAUCCUAACCAGUUUGUCCCACUUAACACCAAUCCUACAGAGGUUCUGGACAAGAGGAACCGGAUAAAGGAACAGCACAGAGGUGAUCAGAUGACUCCAGGACCAAAAUCUCAAUUACUGGCAGGCAUUGUAGUGGACACCAAACCAGGACCGGCCUUCAUCGUUGAAGAUGAGGAGCUCACCCGCUCUCUUCCACCAAACCCUUUCAAUGAUCUCUCAGAAAAGGAGCUUGAGGAUUAUAAGAGCUUGGUUGAAAGAAAGCAGCAAGGCCAAGAAGAGGAUGAAGAUGCCACUGAUGCUGAAGAGAUGACAACAUUUGAUGGCUCUACUAUCUCCUUGUCACUUUCUCCUAUAAUGACACCAGCGAAACAAGACACAAUACCAAACGGAAAGGACCACUUGUCAGAGACGGAGGAGGAUCUGAGCAUCGAGGUAUCCAAGCUGAGUGUGAGCACUUCAGAAACGGUGGAAAUCUCCAUAACAACAAGGGAGAAAACGGGGGAGCCUCAGACCCCGGAGAGCCAGAGCAAGUCCCCCAAGAAAAAGAAAAAUAAGUUCCGUACUCCCUCGUUCUUGAAAAAAAGUAAGAAAAAGAAGGAGGAGAAGGCAAAAACAGAAGCUUGAGCGUGAGCAAAGAGUUUCAUUUGAGGGGGAAAAGCGUGAUAUGAAUUCCUUAUUUUUGCUGAGUUAAAGAGAAGUGAAAUAAGAGAAAUGGAGCUAUGACAAGAGAGCCUUCUGUAUGUUUUAACAAUCAUUCAAAGUUCUUUCGAUGAUCCUUCAAAGAUCUUUCUAUGUGUUGGGACUUUUUUCAACCUUAUGACUGACAACUGAGAACUUUAUAUGGAUGAAUCUGUUUAAAAAGGAAUGCCAGUGUUCCUGUGCCUCCAACCCAUAUUUUAAUGGGCCUUCAUGGGUAUAAUGAAGUAAUUCAUAUAAUGAAACAUCAAGUGGACCUUACAUUUUUGUGAUUUCUUUUCUUAUUAUUGCACAAGUUGUUGAAUGUAUUCAAAGUUAGAGGAUUUUUUAAAAAUGUUUAGGUAACAGUAGUUUAAGAGUGGCUGAAAAGUGUAAAGUUAUAUGAUGUUUAGCCAAACAGUAUAUGUGUUUGAGCUUUGAAUCUAUUCAUAGUUAUACUUGUAAUAAUAUAUGUGUGUUUAUAUAACAGUAUAGUGUUGGAUAGUAAAUGAUUUGAUAGUCUUUAUAUACUCUUACACUAAAAUACGCUGUGAUGAAUCAAACGGUAACAAUCCAUGUUCUUACAUGUUUGUGUCUUUUGCUGCUUUUAUGGUAUUUUUGACAAGGAACCAACUGUGACUAAUAGAGAAAGCUCUGCAAGUGAUUUUUAUGAGUUUGACUUUUACCAAUAGCUUUUUUAUUUUAUUUUGGGAUUGCAAUUAUGAAAGUGCCAUGGGUGAAUCACAGCAAGUAGAUUUUGAUGUCUUUUGUUUGCUUAGCUUGUCAUUUAAGGCAUCUGAGUAAUGAAAUCUCUUCUUCUUGCUCAAUGUUGGAGUUUUACAUGAAGGAUAAUGGAGGUUUGUGUAUUUCUAACCCAGUCAACAAUGUGAAUGGUGAAUUUCAACCCAAAGGGAGUUUCUUGUAAAUAGUAUUUUUUUUCUGAAGUUCCUUUGCUAUGAUAAACCAAAUAGCAACAAAUCUUUAAAAAGUGAGAGAACAAUCGAAUAUCCAUAUUCUAACACUCCCUGUAUUAUGCUGUUACUUUACUUACUAUAAAUAAGCUCCAUAAUUUGUGUUUACAUUUGUACUGCUAAUGUAUGCUUGUGUUUCUCUUCUUGUUUACAUUCCUCUUUGUUUAUUAGCAAGAUUUUUUUUUUUGCUAGACAAAAUAACACCUGUAAUAUGAAAUAAAACU
This is a messenger RNA of Cyprinodon variegatus (sheepshead minnow), 3628 nucleotides long. It is a transcript of the gene add3b, whose product is annotated as gamma-adducin-like. Gene Ontology annotation, biological process: barbed-end actin filament capping. The record is from RefSeq and is a predicted model, not a curated record. Gene Ontology annotation, cellular component: plasma membrane; postsynaptic density; cytoskeleton. The transcript is spliced from 16 exons. Gene Ontology annotation, molecular function: actin filament binding. NCBI's taxonomy places the organism in Eukaryota, Metazoa, Chordata, Actinopteri, Cyprinodontiformes, Cyprinodontidae. Bases 298 to 2382 code for a protein of 694 amino acids.